Molecule: messenger RNA, 561 nt
Organism: Gastrolobium bilobum
Lineage: Eukaryota; Viridiplantae; Streptophyta; Magnoliopsida; Fabales; Fabaceae
Product: PLAT domain-containing protein 3-like
Exons: 2
Coding region: 1-561 (186 amino acids)
Molecular function (GO): protein binding
Source: RefSeq, a predicted model, not a curated record
AUGCGGAAAAGAUGUGCAGGGAUGACUUCUAUACCAGAGAAAAUGAAAGGAAAGGAAGAUUGUGUGUACACUGUUUACAUUCAGACCGGGUCGGUCAUCGACGGAGGAACCGAUUCCAUAAUCGGGCUCAAGUUGUACGAAGCAUACGGGCCAUACGGCAAAUACAUAUACAUCCCGAACCUGGUGGCAUGGGGCGGGGUAAUGGAUCCGGGUCAUAACUACUUCGAGCCGGGCAACAUAGACAUAUUCAGCGGGAAGGCACCUUGCUUGCGCGGACCAGUUUGCGCUAUGAACCUGUCUUCGGAUGUGUCGGGUCUCCAUCCCAGGUGGUACUGUAAUUACGUGGAGGUGACCUCCACAGGUUGGCAAAAAACCUGCGCUCAGCAGCGGUUCAGGGUGCAGACGUGGCUAUCUGCGGACAGAUAUCCUUGGUCUAUAACAGAUUACUGCAGUGACGUCUUGGGCCAGGCCCGUCAAAGAUCUGAAUCCUCAGAUGAUGCUAGAUUGGGCUCUGGGUCUGGUUAUGGUUUCUCUAUUUUGGGCUCGACCAUCCGUACGUAG